Symbiodinium natans is the source of this 645-nucleotide messenger RNA. The record is from the annotation of a GenBank genome assembly. NCBI's taxonomy places the organism in Eukaryota, Dinophyceae, Suessiales, Symbiodiniaceae.
AUGAAUUACAGCCAUGACACUGAAAUGGAUCGGGAUUGGGCCGCUGACCAGCUGCGUCGAAAGAAGAACGCGCUGACCGGACUUCCGGAUUCCCCCAUCCGCCGCACCGCGGCUGCCCUGCCGCAGGUCGCAGUUGCUGCGGUGCAAGGAGUGGCCGCCACCCCGCCAGGGGCAGCGACACUCGGCAGUGCCUUGUCUGCCCUUGCGAUCAAUGCCGGCAGCGCAGAGCACGUGCAGAGAAUCUGCCAUGGGCUCUUGGCUUUGCUCUACGACAAGGAGUGCCUGGCGGUCCACCACGAGUUUGCGCAACUGAAGGGAGUGGAAGCACUCCUGGCUAUCCUCAGGCGACAUGGUGGCGGAACGGCUCUGGCAGCUCUUCGCGUGCUGGAGAAGCUUUGCCGAACUGUGCCCAGAGAGCUCUGUGCCUGUGGAGGUGUCGAUGUUUUGGCAAGAUGUGCUGAGGUUCCUUGUCAGGCCCCGCGCUUACUGGAGGCUUCGCUGCGAUGCCUACAUGGGCUGACAUUCGACACUGAGGCCACAAGCCUUUGCGGUUCAAAAAUGCGCAUCGAAGUAGCUCCCAAAGAGUUGAGCUCUAAGUUUUAUGCUCUGAUGCGCUGGGAACCUGAGUGCGCAUUGCUCCCUUAA